AACCGGAAAUAUCUUGUUCUUUUCCGUUCGAGACGCGAAUCGCUCAUUACUUCCCUUUACACAUCGGGGAACACUUCCGGUAAUCCGCGAGCAUCGCGAUUGUUCAGGGGCAAUCUGGUGGCUAUUACGUUCCUGAUUGGAGGUCGGAAGUUGAAGGUUGAAAGGCAUAUAGCGGCAUAGAUAAUACACACACAUACACAGUCAUGCAGACUGAUGGGCGCGGUACGUAAAUGAUGGGAGAUGUGGGUACAUGAUAUUCCUGAGACGACGUACGAGCCGGAAGUCGAAGAGGACGCGAGGAAAAAGCGCGAAUGUCGAGUCGUUCAGGAGGGUACGGCGUUGUGGAAGCUCCGGAAGGAGGAGUUGCAACGUCAAAAGCAUCGUGAACAACGUGAGCUGCAGAAAAUUCUGGCCAGUUGCUCGCCGUGGGGUAAACCAGGUGGCGGCGCGCCCUGUGCGGCGGCUCUAAGGAAGAAAAACAUACCUCUGGAUCCACUCGAGUUGCCGAGAAGAUGUCACAGUUACGGUCAGGGUUGGACGAACAAUUCGAUAAUCGACAAGCUAUACAAGAGAAACAUGAAUCCUCUGGCUGUUGCGGACAUGAAUAAAUUCUACGAUGACAAGGCGACGCCAGGUAUCGCAUCGGAAACACAGCCGUUGCAAGACUCGAGGAAUCCCUACAAGGAGGAAAUACAGGUGUACGAGCUCACGGGCGGUGUCGAAUUGGUACCUUUGUUAACUAGUAGACGCUAUCAAUCGAAUCCGCAGACCACACGCUACCUUGUCACGGAUGCCACUCGUCCGGGAUACAUGAUAGAAUCGCUUCGCGCGCUCGACAUCGCCAACCAAGAAUACAUCGCGGAUCUCGCCGAGCAGAUACGACGUAAACGAGACAGCGCGCUGGAGGAACGGCGAGUCGAACAAGAGAGUUGUCGCAGGCACAUCGAUACUUGGACAAGGCUAUGGGGUAGACCGGGUCACGGUGCCCCUAUAGAUCACGCCCAACGGAACAAUCUCUAUAACAUCCUCCAUCACUCGGCUAUCUAUUGAAUUUUCUCGUAAAACGUUUUGCUUUCAGUGCAAAAGCGGAGAAGCUCUCGUCUCUGUAAUGUUGUAUUUUAUUAUACGAAACGAAUAAGAUAGCUAUUAGAUACCGAUGACGCGAACAUAAGAUCAGUCGUUUCCGCAAGGGAUAGUAGUUAGGCAUAAAUAGUUUUUCAUUCUCUUCGAAGUAAAUGUAUGUGACGUGCAUUUAAUAACAUCAUCCCGUAUGCGAGCCGCUUUUGAAGUCAUGUCUCAAUCAGGUACUGCAAUACAUAAUGCAUUUAAAAUAUAAAUGCGAUUUGUUUUAUUACAGUAUUAACAAGAUUUUAGCGAACGUAAAUUAUAUCAUUCUCGGAAUAAGCUAUUUAUGGACGAGUGAUGUGUGUUAUAAAACGUCAUAAAAUAUGUUCUUGAAUUGAAUGAAAAACGUCAUCAACGCCUGCGAGCUUAUAAUUGGGAGUAUUUUCCGCCGUUGCUAAAAUCAAAUCUCAAAUGAAAUUAAAUGAAAGAGCCAGUGGAAGAUUAUAUGAGAAUGGAGCAGAGAAUUAUAGGAUAAAAAUAUGUUAGCAUCGGCGUUCUUUGUUUCUCAUGAAUCGACUUGACAUGAAAAAAAUGAAGAGUAUAUCGGAUAACCCAUUAAAUUUCAUGAAAGCCUUGCAGGAGAGAGUGAAGGGCAGCUUGAUAAACCAGAGCCAUGAGUGACGCCGCGAUUGACCAGGCCUCAAAGGAGCAAUCUCGUGAGAACCUAGUUGCUAUACGGGUCGAUAGGUUUUAAAUUUCAUGAACACCAAGGAACGGUCAUUUGAAUAUAUGUAUGUAUAGGUGCAUGUGAUAUAACGUACGGUGCCGUGAAAAGAAACGUUUCUCAUCAGUCAUCGUGUCAUCUCGAUACAUUUUGUGCUUCACUUUUUUGUGCUUUUAUAAAGAACAUCUAUUUAUAAUUUAAACUUUAUUUCGGAUGCUUCUGAAACGUAAACAAAACCUCAGAAAUUUUUAAUUUUAGAGCUAAAUAUAUAUAUCUUUUAUAAGAGGAUACCAAAAACGUUUUAUUAUAUACUAUUUGAAUUUAUCUGGAGUCUAUCUAUCUUUGGUAACUUAAAAUAACAUAUUUAAAAAGUCUCGUUAAUGUCGUAAUUACACAUACAAAUAAUUAAUGAUAUUUAAUAAUUUAUUAUGAAGCAAUAAAUAAAAUCAUAUUUCGCGCUGUGAAUUUAUAAUAAUACAAAGUAUUGAUUUUAUAUAUUAGUGAGAUUUUUCGGAACUGAGCUCAUAUAUUUUAUACGCUACUUUAAAAUAAGUGACCCAAAUCAAUUUCGAGAACAUCUGAUUUUUUUGUCUUUUGACACAUCAACAUUCAUUAAGAUACUUAAUUAAAUGCAUUAAAACUAUUUUUACAACAGAGAUGCGAAUCUAUUCGAAGACGAUAGAAUAACGAUCUGUUACCUGAAUAAAUUUUAUGUUUCAUAAAAGUCAACGGCAAAAAUAUCUUCCGCGCAUGUAAAAAUUAUCUGAGAAUUAUCAGCGCACAAAUCUAGUUUACCGUUCGUAAAAGUUGAGUAAGCCCUUUCUUUAUUGAUCCUUUAUGAAUAAAAUCUUUGCUUUCCAACUUACGAUUAGAUGCGAAUAUAGCACCGCGUUUCGGACGCGAAUCGUAAAUUAUCAAACUGCGCGACGCGUUUCCCGCGGUUAUAUCAGCCGAUUUGCGUAACACGUUAAUUAGACAUUAAGUGCUCGGUAACGGGGUACAAAGCCGGAAGAGUAACGGCAACGCCUUUAAUGGAUGUGGGUUAUUUAAUUUGCGCGGCUGCUGUUUGGCGGUGCGCCUCGGCGCGGUUUGUACGCGGAAAGGCGCACCUUCAUCCUGUUUCCGUCUGGAGAGCGUAGUUUCAGUUUUCCCAUCCUUCCACCGUCCCCGACGGUCCCUUCGCUCCCUUCGUCACCUAUCCACUCUCGGAGCACGGAGAGAGAAACGACCCACGAAAUCUCCUACCUUCGUCGUGCGCGCAUCUCUCGAUCCCUCCAACCAUCCCACCGCUGUAUUCCUUCCCCUUCCCUCUCCUCUCUCUCGCUCUCUUUGUCCUGUAUCCAUCCCUUUUCGCUAGCUACCAACCACUCGCGCUUUUGCUAUUGUCUGACUAUUGUGCCGCUGUUACCGCGGUGUGUCGGUCCGCUUGUAUAAGGGUGAUUCAUUUUCUGGGAAAUAUCAGUUCCUGCGCGCCGCAUGAAUUUCGACUCACGCGAGCGCGUAAAACCGCGCGUUCUGUGUGUAGUUCUCCCCCUCAUUC
Messenger RNA from Formica exsecta, 3329 nucleotides. RefSeq lists its product as uncharacterized. NCBI's taxonomy places the organism in Eukaryota, Metazoa, Arthropoda, Insecta, Hymenoptera, Formicidae. The coding region runs from base 241 to 1050 and encodes 269 amino acids. The record is from RefSeq and is a predicted model, not a curated record. The transcript has 8 exons.